Parasteatoda tepidariorum (common house spider) is the source of this 1161-nucleotide messenger RNA. The record is from RefSeq and is a predicted model, not a curated record. NCBI's taxonomy places the organism in Eukaryota, Metazoa, Arthropoda, Arachnida, Araneae, Theridiidae.
AAAUCCCCGAAAUAGCUAUUUUUGUUUCAAGAAGCUUCAGAGAGUAAACACUCUUCAUAUGAUUUUAUCACGAGUUUUCUACCUGAAGCGUUGGAAACCGAUUGCCAGAGCUUUCAUUUUAAAGUUUUUAAAGUCUAAUUUUCGAGUUCGCCUUUUCAGUUGGACUGGAGGCAGAAAUUUUGAAAUUCUAAUCGAGACUCAGCAACAUUUGUGCAUCGGAGAAAGAAUCCCGAUAAAAUCUUUCUACACAAAUAAUACCACUCGUUGCCAUACCAUACACCACAAAUCACGAUGCAGCAGUCACCAACCGUUCGCAAUUCAAUUUGCAAAGUUUGCAAUAUGGAGUUUAACGGUCCAGAACCUUACAAACAACAUAUGGCUAGUGCUCGACAUCAUAGAAAUACAUCAGCUGUUUCUAAAAAUGCUGAGCUUGGUGCAAAACCAAAAGUUGGAGAGCAAUUAAAUAAUGUUUUCAAGUGCAAUACUUGUGAUAAAACAUUCAACGGACCUCUUCCUUAUAACGAGCAUUUGAGGAGUAAAGCUCAUAAGAGAACAGAGCACGCAAUAAAAGUGAUGAAUGUAAAAGUUAAAAAUACUGAUAUAGUUGAACAUUUUGGACAGUACUUCUGCGAUAUAUGCAAUAUCUAUUGCAAUGGUGCUGUACCUUAUGAGCAGCACCAAAAUAGUAAGGCUCAUCGAAAUAAGCUCACUCAGAGAGAAGCCAAAUACUGAAAAAACAAUAAUUAUUCAUACUGGUGGAACAUAGAAACCAAUAAGGAUAGAAAUUGUAACUACUUCCUUAAAAUUACCUAGAAUAAGAGUUCUAUAUAUCUUAAGAAGUUGUUUCAAAACUGUUCCAAUUAGAUUGACGAAAAAGGCGCAGUAUUUUUAUGAAAUAAGAAGUAAUAAUAAACUAUUACCACCAAUUUUUAAUGAUAAAUAAAAUCUGAAUAAUAAAUAGCUUUGAUCUCCCUAAACGUUUUUAGAAGUGCGGACCGUCCUAUCAUUCCUUUGACCCCUAUAAAUGCUCCCUCUUUGCCCUUUCUUAUAAAAAUAUGCUCUUCCAUCCCUUAAAAAUACUUUUUUUUAAAAUUCAUAUUCCAUUUUUAAGAAAAAUUAAUUAACUGCUAAAAAUAAGAAUUAUACGCAAAAAUUAUCUGU